CAAAAAUGCAAUUGACAUCGCAAUUUUAUUUAUUUUGUUAAAUCUGAAAUUAAUUCGAAAAAAUUUAUUUGACUCUCAUUUCCAUAAUUCGAAAGAGAAAAUAUGUCACAGAAAUCACUGCUUUCAUAUUUUUCAAAAACAAAAUCACCGAACCAGUCUAUCAACGAGCUACAAUCGCAAGAGAGCAAUUCCAGGUACGUGUACCAUUCAACCAUAAUUCUAUAAACUUCGCCAGCACAAUGCUAUUGGUAAAAUUAUUGCCAAAUUUGGUUCCAAAAUCUGCACGGUUUUGCAUCAAAAGUCUCAGUAUCCUGCACAUGCCGAGACAGUUUAAUCCGAUACAGACAAAUAACAGCAAAGUUUUGUGUCGGUUUCUUGAAUCUAAUGUUAAACAGCUAACUUUCGUUAAAUUAUUCAGUGAUGAUGUGCAACCAGUGAAUGGAAAGGGGAAGAAAAAACGUCGGAGAGUCGUUAGCAGUGACGAGGAAGAUGUUGUGACCGCAAAGAAAAGCUCGCCCCAGAAAUCAGUCAAGAUCUCGCCGAAGAAAUCAGCUGAAAGAUCACCAUCCCAAACACCAAUUAAGGAUACCAAAGUUGCAACACCAGUUAAGGAUGUGAAGGUUGUAACACCUGUCAAGGAUGCUAAAGUUGAAAAAGACGAUGGAGAAUUCGUAACGAGUCCGAUUAAAUUUGAAAACGAAGAGAAUGAUUCACCGAAGACGAAGAAACAGACCAAAGCUUCUGCGAAAUCCAAAGCUAAAACACCGAAAGCAAAUGCAGCAAAGAAGGCAAAAAUUGAGAAAAAGACGACCCCAAAAUCCGCCUCCACUUCACCGAAGGAAACAGUGACUGUUCGGACUGAGACCAAUGUCACAGAAGAGAAAGCAAAGGCAGAUAGCGAUGCAGACGACAAAAAAGAGAAUAUAAAGAAAGAGAAAGAAUCGCCGUUGGCCAAGAAACCAGCUGCAAUACACAGUUUCUUCACCAGUGCAAAAACAACAAAAGAGCAAUCAACAAAGGGAGGUGUGUCUGACACCGACUACAAUCCAGAGAAACAAAAAUAUCAUCCGAUCGACGAUGCAUUUUGGAAACAUGGCGAAAAAGUUCCUUACCUGGCGUUGGCUCGUACGUUUGAGAAAAUUGAAGACAUUAGCAGUCGCUUAAAAAUGAUUGAAGUGCUGUCCAACUUUUACCGGUCGGUGAUUGUUUUGAGCCCAAAUGAUCUUGUGGCUUGCGUCUUUUUAUGCCUAAAUCAAUUGGCACCAUCGUAUGAAGGUCUUGAAUUAGGUGUGGCUGAGCAUUCGUUGAUGAAAGUCAUCGCUGAAGCUACAGGAAGAUCAUUGGCUCAAAUAAAAACCGAUGUUGCCAAUACUGGUGACAUGGGCAUCGUGGCUCAGCAAUCGAAACGGAAUCAGACGAUGCUGUUCGUACCAGCUGCACUAAUGGUGACCGAUGUGUUCGAAAAGUUACGAGAAAUUGCUAAAAUGACUGGACAGGCGUCCAUGGGUAAGAAGGGUGACAAAAUCCAAACAAUAUUUCGCCGUUGUCGCCAUUCGGAGGCGAGAUUUUUCGUACGCUCACUGUUGGGCAAAUUGAGAAUUGGUCUGGCUGAACAAUCGGUACUGCAGGCACUGGCACUCGCUUGCACAUUGACACCACCUAAUCAGAAAGAAUAUCCGCCACCAAUAUUGACCGCUUUCAAAAAUGAAGCCAAACUGAAAGAGAAGUUGGAUGAGGUGGCACUUGAAAUUAAAACAACUUAUUGCCAAUGUCCGAAUUUCGGAAGAAUCAUAGAAGUAUUGCUGAACGACGGUGUCGAUGCUUUAUCAGAAAAAUGCCAAAUGCUACCGGGAACUCCAUUGAAACCUAUGUUAGCGCAUCCGACCAAGGGAGUUCAGGAGGUGUUGCAGAGAUUUGAUGGCAUCAAAUUUACUUGCGAAUACAAAUACGACGGAGAACGGGCUCAAAUUCACAUUGACGCCGAUGGAACGGUGAGCAUCUUUUCCCGCAAUCAAGAGAACAACACUAGCAAAUAUCCGGACAUCAUCGGUCGAAUCGAUAAUGUGAAAAAUGAAGCCGUUCGAUCCUGCAUCCUGGACUGUGAAGCAGUCGCUUGGGACUGCGAAAAGCAACAAAUUCUCCCAUUCCAAGUGCUGUCAACACGAAAACGUAAAGACGCCAACGAGUCAGACAUCAAAGUCAAAGUCAUUGUCUUCAUGUUUGACCUGCUGUAUUUGAACGGCGAGCCGUUGGUUACGCGAUCGUUCAUCGAACGAAGAAACUUGCUGCGCGAACACUUCCGUGAAGUGGAUGGCGAAUGGAAAUUUGCAACAGCACUGGAUACCAGCGACAUUGACGAAUUGCAGAAUUUCUUGGAAGUGUCGGUGAAGGAAAAUUGCGAAGGAUUGAUGGUGAAAACAUUGGAAAAGGACGCAACAUACGAAAUUGCAAAGAGAUCGCGCAACUGGUUGAAACUGAAAAAGGAUUAUUUGUCGGGUGUCGGCGAUUCGCUGGAUCUGGUCGUCAUUGGCGGAUACAAAGGAAAGGGAAAACGGACCGGAACGUACGGUGGAUUUUUGUUGGCUUGUUACGACAGUGAAAAUGAAGAAUAUCAAAGCAUCUGCAAAAUUGGAACUGGUUUCACUGAAGAAGACCUUCAAAAGCAUUCGGAAUUUUUAAAGACCAACAUCAUCCCGAACCCAAAAUCAUAUUACAAAUACGACUCGUCACAUCAACCAGACGAUUGGUUCGAACCAGUCCAAGUGUGGGAGGUAUUAUGUGCGGAUUUGUCACUGAGUCCAGUACACAAGGCUGCAAUGGGUAUUGUUGAUCCAGUCAAGGGAAUUUCCUUACGUUUCCCACGAUUCAUUCGCAUCCGUGAUGACAAAGCCGUCGAAGAUGCGACAACUGCUUGUCAAGUGGCUGACAUGUAUUCGAACCAAGAUCAGAUCAAGAAUCAAGACAAAUCGGGACGUGACGUUGAGGAAGAUUUUUACUGAAAGUGUGUCGUAAGGCGAAUAAUAAUAAAAAAAUAAACUUUUGUUCACCACGUGGAUCGUAGUUAUAAUUUCAAAUGCAACGCAUGUGUCCAGUAGGUGUCUUAGAACGUCACAAGUUUCCUUCUACUCGUCAAAAUCAAUUCAUUAAAU
Bradysia coprophila is the source of this 3149-nucleotide messenger RNA. It is a transcript of the gene DNAlig1, whose product is annotated as DNA ligase 1. Gene Ontology annotation, cellular component: nucleus; mitochondrion. Gene Ontology annotation, biological process: lagging strand elongation; Okazaki fragment processing involved in mitotic DNA replication; DNA biosynthetic process. Gene Ontology annotation, molecular function: ATP binding; DNA binding; DNA ligase (ATP) activity. Lineage: Eukaryota; Metazoa; Arthropoda; Insecta; Diptera; Sciaridae. The record is from RefSeq and is a predicted model, not a curated record.